AGGAUGAGUUAGGAAGAGACAACCGAUGAGAUUUAUAAUGAACCAGAUAAUUAACUUGUUAUUUAUAUCGUACUUUUUACAACGAGGCACAGAAGCCAGAUCUGCUCCCCCUCCAUCAGGACUCGAAGUCCAACACCCUAUAUACCAUUCCUCAGACGAGUCCUCCUCUCCACGAAGCAGACCCAAAUCUAAUGGACGAAGGUGGCGUAAGAAUAAAAGAGUAAGAGAAGAGGAAGAUAACGAAAUAGAUUUAGCGCAUGCAGAUUUUGAAGACAGCGAACUAGUAUCAGAUUUAAAUGAAAAUAUUAUAUUUGACAAACAUAAAGACGUCGAAUUAAUACAAGGAGAUAUCUUAAUAACGAGGUCGUCCCACGAAAGGGUGAAAAGAGGGGCUGUCCGUCCCAUCACCAUGUUAUGGCCUAAUGGCAUUAUCUAUUACAAGUUUUCUCUCGGUUUAGGACAACUAAAAGUUCAAUUAGUUUUAAGUGCGAUGCAACAUAUCAUGGAUUAUACUUGCGUUAAGUUUUCUGAAAGGUUAAACGAAACAGACUAUUUGAAUAUAACCUCUGAAAAAGGGUGUUACUCCUGGGUGGGUAAGAGAGGCGGUCCGCAGGAGGUAUCAGUAGGAAGCGGCUGUGUAACCAUGGGAAUCAUCGCCCACGAGCUCUCCCAUGCAAUCGGUUUCUAUCACGAACAAAGCAGGCCGGAUCGAGACACCUUUGUUGAACUGAUAAAGGACAACAUCAGACAAACACAACUAGAGAAUUUUGAGAAGCGUCAUGAAACAGAGGUAGACUCACUGAAUGUACCCUACGAUUACGGAAGUAUAAUGCACUACGGGUUAAAGGACUUUUCUGAGAACAAGUUACCCACGCUGAAGACGUUACAGCAAGUGCCUUCUGGCGUGCAAAUUGGACAACGAGUACGACUGAGCAUUCAUGAUAUUGAACAAGCUAAUCGACUGUACAAAUGCCCGAAAAAAGCAGAGCCGUCAGAUCGGGAAGUGUCAAGAUCCAACAGAAAAGUGGGAGUUUCCUUGGGGGAUUCUUUGAUGAUAGUCGGUGGUAACCAGGACACUACGGAACCUCUUUGCUUGGACGGCAUGACUUAUAAAGGUAACUUUGUACUGGUCACAAUGUGCUCCUUAUCUAAAAGCAGUUUAAAGUGGAGCUGGACAGACAACUACCAACUCAGAAAUGACGGGAACACCCUGUGUUUGUCGGUGGACCAGGAGAACCACAUGGUCGGAGGAUCUGAGGAUGUGCCCAUGAAGAUGACCACCUGUGACGACAACGACGAUAGACAAAAAUGGAUCUGCACUGGAGGUUUCCUAAAGAAUCUGGCACUCAACAAGUGCAUCAACGCAGGAUGGCGGCAAUACAGACGAAACUACAUGACAGCAGUGUCAUCCUGUGACAAUUCUGAUAUCAACCAGGUCAUGAGUGUUUACGGAAAGGGAAAAAGAUAUGAACCAGUGUGCCGAAGAUGGAACGUAGGGCCACAACUUGAAUGUCAUCAGAAAUUCCCAACCGAGAGAACCUACUUAGGCUGUGAAAGGGACUACGAAGCUAUGAUAGGUUUCGAAAAGGUCGGAAAACGAAACAACCUGAAAGCUAUCAGGUCGGUGGAGUGCUGCCAGCUGACCAACUCAACAGGAAACGUUUACAGGACUUCCAUCAGGACAAUCUACAAGACUGGAUCGACGGAGUGCCACGAUGGUUACUUCGUUCAAGGACUGGGGCUUGCUCGCGCCCGGACAGGUAUCAGACUACAUAAGAUGAGAGAAAGGUCGCUUAAAGCUUUGGCUUACCUCCACUGCAUGAAACCUUCCGAUGAUAUCAGCUACGAGAACUGCUACUGGGAUGAACUAAGGGCCCCUUCCAACAACAAAGGGAUGAACGUGUGCUCACGGGGUGGAUUUUACAUGACUGGACUCUACAAGAAGGGCUGCACUCGACUCAGCUGCAUCAGCCAAAUCAAGUGCUGUUCCGUCAACCUGCACACCAACUACACGUGAGAGAGAUGAAGGUGGGGAGGUAACCAACCUUGGUGACACUACUUUCAUCACCAUGGUGAUACCACCUCCAUCACCACGGUGAUGCUACUCAAAUGCCAUGGUGAUGCUAAUUCUAGUGCUGUCAAACAAGAGAGGGAGCUACUCACCUUCAUCCAAAAAACUCACAAAUUAUCUCGGAUAUGAUAGAAAAAGGAUAAGACCAGGAAAAGUACGAAGAAAACACGAAGAAAACAACGUGCACUGCAGUGGUGCUAGGAAGGAAAAGUCACGUGUUUGUCACGUGUUUGUCACGUGUUUGUGUCGUGCUUGUGUGCUGUAUGGUUGACGAUACUGGACUUUUGGUCAAGGCGCGCACCCAGGAACUCCUGAAAUUGAGUUUUAUAUUUUAGUGAUGAAUAAUAUUUGAUUUUUGAUAAAUUAUGGAGUUGGUGUUGACUGUGCGUUAUAAUUAACUUUUUUGUCUUGCUAGAAUAUGUAUGCACAGUAUGAUAUUAUAUUCUGAACCAUGGAAAACUAUUUCAGCAUAUUUUAGAAUUUCGAAUUUAUUUUGAGAUUUGUGGAUCAUUAGUAAAAAGGUUUUUAAAUCUUUUAAUAAUAGAACUAUAAUCGUUUAACGUGUUUUUGGCUUCGCUUAAGCAAUGCUGGCGAAUGACUGAUCUAAAAAGUGAGCAUUAGUCUGCGACGAAAUGUUUAAUCACUUUGCUAAAGCCUAAAAAGUGACAUAUUUUCCGUUUAAUGGCAUUUCAUGGAAUGAAGUGAACUAGGAGAAAAAUCUGGACAUUUUUACGAAAUAGUAAAAUCUGGACAUUUUUAUGAAAUAGUAAGUAACAAUCUCAUAAUCGCGUUUAUUGUCAAUUUUUACUUAGUUUUAACCCCCUAGACGGGCGUACGAUAUAUGGAUUUAUAUCGAGAAAUAUUAAUUUUGAUUUCGCGUUUAAUUUAUUUUAUUAUAUUUUGUAAAAAGUCUGUAAAAUUUACAAUGUAUUGUCAACCACCGUUUCGAUGAAAGAAUUUAACUGUCUUAAGCUGGAAA
Bolinopsis microptera is the source of this 3050-nucleotide messenger RNA. RefSeq lists its product as uncharacterized. Gene Ontology annotation, biological process: proteolysis. The coding region runs from base 26 to 2017 and encodes 663 amino acids. The transcript has 18 exons. Gene Ontology annotation, molecular function: metalloendopeptidase activity; zinc ion binding. Lineage: Eukaryota; Metazoa; Ctenophora; Tentaculata; Lobata; Bolinopsidae. The record is from RefSeq and is a predicted model, not a curated record.